Molecule: messenger RNA, 305 nt
Organism: Adineta steineri
Lineage: Eukaryota; Metazoa; Rotifera; Eurotatoria; Adinetida; Adinetidae
Source: the annotation of a GenBank genome assembly
AUGUUAGAAUAUUCACCAUCAUCAUCCCGUGCCAUGCUAGUUAUUGGGCUUCAAUUAUUUUGGUCAUUCGGUGGUAUUUUUGAAUAUGUUUUGGGUAUGUUUAUUAUGCCAACAUAUGGAUGGCGUUUAUUAACAGUUCUCACAUCAUUACCUUUAUUCGUUAUUUUUAUUUUUAUGUAUUAUAUCACUGAAUCACCGCGAUUUUAUGUUGCAAGUGGUCAACAAGAAAAAGCUGAAGAUUUGCUGAAAAAAAUGGCUUUAGUAAAUUGCAGUUCAUUACCACCAGGGAAACUUGUUGAUACUAA